GAACCAAACAUUUACUCACGCCAGGACUUUUCAUAUUUCGGCCCCAGGAUCGUGUGGAUCCGGGUGUAUGCGCACUAUCUCCUGCUGUCCUGGAUGCUCCACAGAUUCACACAGGAGGCUGAAGCUGCUGCAUCACUCAUUUUGAAUAUAUCGCACUAAAAUAGCGGUAGUCCCAGCCGUAGGAACUUGAACUAACGCAGGUAGAGGUGCAGCACAGGGGCGGCUGUUUUGUGUAGCUACAGUGCCGGUGGAGAUGGAGCGGUGGAAAGGCAGAGUGGCCCUGGUGACCGGCGCCUCGGUGGGAAUUGGAGCCGCUGUAGCCCGGGCACUGGUCCAGCAAGGCAUGAGGGUUGUCGGCUGUGCCAGGAAUGUCGACAAAAUAGAGCUCUUGGCGGCAGAAUGUCAGAGUGCAGGCUACAGUGGCACGCUGAUCCCUUACAAAUGUGACCUGUCCAAUGAGGAAGAGAUCCUAUCCAUGUUUUCAGCCAUCAAGACGCUGCACAAGGGCGUAGACGUAUGCAUCAACAAUGCUGGACUGGCCCACAAUGAACCUCUGCUCAGUGGCAGGACAGAAGGCUGGAGGAACAUGAUCGAUGUGAAUGUCUUAGCCUUGUCCAUCUGCACCCGUGAGGCAUACAAAUCAAUGAAGGAGAGGAAUGUGGACGAUGGCCACAUCAUCAAUAUUAAUAGUAUGGGUGGGCACCGAGUGGUGCCAAGUGCUGAUGAGCACUUCUACUGUGCCACUAAAUAUGCUGUGACUGCUCUGACUGAAGGAAUACGGCAAGAGCUUCGAGAGGCAAACACUCACAUCAGAGCCACGUGUAUAUCUCCUGGAAUAGUGGAGACAGAGUUUGCCUUCCGACACCACAACAGUGAUCCAGAAAAGGCAGCUUCAGUGUACGAGAGUAUGAAAUGUUUGAAAGCAGAAGACAUAGCCAGUGCAGUCACAUUUGUCCUCAGUGCCCCUCCUCAUGUCCAGAUUGGAGAUGUGCAGAUGAGGCCAGUAGAGCAGGUGUCAUAGCAGCAGAAGAGGAGGAGCAGACAGACAGACGGCACCAUGGUGACUCCUUAGCAGCCUCUGCUGGGCGAAGAAGGUGGGGGUGGGGUGGGAAGGGUAUUAAAAAAAAAAAAAAAAAAAAUCAACUACAGCUGUGUUGGGUCUGCAAGGGAGAUGGUCAAAGAAGGCUGAAGCCUUAAGGAGUCUGUCCAAUGAAAUGAAGGGUGUGGACUUUGUAAACCACUACAAAAAUACUACUGAAUGCAGCAAACUGGCAUGUGUGAAUUACUGGGCUGAACUGAGCCGACUCCAGACUACAAUAGGAACAAAUAGAGAGAGUUGCUGCUGUGCUGUGUGGGUCAUCUGCUUGGCCAUCACUUCAGAGGGAAGCGUAUGCCAUUGAUUGCACGAUUUUUUUUUUUUUUUUCCCGUUUUUGUUUUUGUUUUUAUAGGUUAUAUGACAUAUCUUUUUGAAAUUAAAUUGAAAGAGUAAUUGCUGUUUAUAAGAGAUGAGUUUUUGGUUUUCAUUUUUCUAAUAAAUAUUUUAACCUUUUAAUUAUAGAUAGAUGUGGGCUCAUAUUAACUAAAACGUAGAUAAGGCUAAAGAAGUCGUACCCACAGCAAGUAGCCAUAAGCAGUCUGUGCGUCCUUCCACCCUGACUACCUGUGUGUUUUCACAAACACGUUUAACACAUUCAUUCCAAACAUAUUCAUAUUCAGCAUAUUCCAUAAGGAGAGAUACCCCUGUACAUGAGGCUUAGGGGGGGGUUCUCCGGUUUUGCCUGUGUAAUUUCAGAUAUUCUGCACUUUGGAUUCAUUUGUGAGGAGUUACAAGAAGGAAACACUGGAAACUUAUGUAGUGGAGGAAACUAACUCUGUGCACAUGUAUUACUAGAACCAUGUACCCUUCUGU
Messenger RNA from Archocentrus centrarchus (flier cichlid), 1910 nucleotides. RefSeq names its product dehydrogenase/reductase SDR family member 11-like. The record is from RefSeq and is a predicted model, not a curated record. Bases 254 to 1021 code for a protein of 255 amino acids. The transcript has 8 exons. Lineage: Eukaryota; Metazoa; Chordata; Actinopteri; Cichliformes; Cichlidae.